Molecule: messenger RNA, 756 nt
Organism: Arctia plantaginis
Lineage: Eukaryota; Metazoa; Arthropoda; Insecta; Lepidoptera; Erebidae
Source: the annotation of a GenBank genome assembly
AUGUCUGAAACUAAUUCAAACUCUAACCAUUCGCUAACACCUCCACCGCCGCCACAAAUCAGCAAAGAGGCUACAGAUCGACCGAAACUAAAAAUUCUAGCCUUUCAUGGCUAUAGACAGAAUGGAACAGUCUUUAGAGCAAAAAUUGGUUCAUUUCGUAAAGCUGUUGCAAAAUAUGCGCAGCUAGUGUUUGUAUCGGCACCACACAAAGUCGUAAUUGAAGAUGGAGGAGGUGAUGAAGAUGCUCGAUCAUGGUGGUUUAAUGCAGAAGACAAUACAUUUAGUGGUAAAUGUCUUGGAGGGCCAGCACUUGGAUUUGAGGCCACAUUGGACUUGAUUGAAAGAGUAGUGAAAGAACACGGACCAUUUGAUGGGUUUAUGGGUUUCUCACAAGGAGCUUGUUUAGUGGGCUUGUUAGCUGCUAUGCAACAAAAAGGAUAUUUACCAUAUACUUUCAAGUUUGCAAUAUUUGCAUCAGGAUUCAGAUCAGGUAGCUUGGUGCACAAGGGAUUUUAUGAUGAAGAGAUUACAUUGCCAUCGUUACAUGUUUAUGGUGAAAGUGAUUCUAUUAUACCUAAAGAGAUGAGUGAAUCACUUAUCAAUUUAUUCAUCAAGCCAGUAGUAGCAGAACAUACUGGUGGCCACUAUGUAGCCUGCUCUGGUGCUAUCAAAGAUGCUUACCAAGAUUUCCUAAGUGAUCAGUGCCAAGAAGUGCUAAACGAAGAUAAUGUAGAAGAGACAGAAGAGUCUUCGUAG